This is a messenger RNA of Castor canadensis (American beaver), 2136 nucleotides long. It is a transcript of the gene Ccdc77, whose product is annotated as coiled-coil domain containing 77. Lineage: Eukaryota; Metazoa; Chordata; Mammalia; Rodentia; Castoridae. The record is from RefSeq and is a predicted model, not a curated record. Gene Ontology annotation, cellular component: centrosome.
AAGCUCGUAAGCGACUGGACAGAUUCUUGGACGCUCAGUGGCGCCGCAACGCUCCCUUGUUUAACUUUUGUUUUUCGGUUGAGUUCUCUGACACCGAGGGUUAAUGAGUCGUUGUUUUUGACAAGAAGCAAACUGACCCCAUUUGAGAAGUUUGUGGAAAGAGGUGUGAAUAAGACAGCAUGAACUUUACCCCAACACACACCCCUGCCUGCAGAAAUUUCAGUGGUUCCACCAGGAGGAGGGAAAUGUCAGAUUCAAUGGACUCAACACCCUUGCCUUCAACCAGAGAUCGUCUGGCAGUCCUCUGCCCUUCUCAGGAACUUCUGGAAUAUUAUCAGAAGAAGAUGACUGAGUGUGAGGCAGAUAAUGAGGACCUACUGAAGAAGCUGAAACUCUACAAAGAAGCUUGUGAAGAACAGCAUAAACUUGAAUGGGAUUUGCAGCAGAGAGAAGAAGAGAUUGCUGAAUUGCAGAAAGCUCUAAGUGAUAUGCAGGUCUGCCUUUUCCAGGAACGGGAACAUGUUUUACGCCUCUAUUCAGAAAAUGACCGGCUGAGAAUCAGGGAACUAGAAGACAAGAAGAAGAUUCAGAAUCUCUUGGCUCUUGUGGGAACAGACACUGGAGAAGUGACCUAUUUUUGUAAGGAGCCUCCCCACAAAGUCAGCAUUCUCCAAAAGACUGUCCAGGCUGUAGAUACACACGAGCAUAAAGAGCCUUCAGAUUCUAAAGCAGAGCCUAAAGUGAGCAAGAAAAGAUCAACAUUGAAAGAAAAGGAAGACAAUUCUGAACAUUACCAAAGAGACAUACAAAUCCUCAUCCUACAGGUAGAAGCACUGCAAGCACAGUUGGGAGAGCAAACCAGGCUUUCCAGAGAACAAGUUGAAGGGCUCAUGGAGGACAGACGGAUUCGCAUUGAAGAAAUACAAAUUCAGCAAGAGAGAAAUCAGAACAAAGUCAAAGAGCUAACCAAAAGUCUCCAUCACACCCAAGAGUUGCUAUAUGAGAGCACCAAAGAAUUUUUACAACUGAGAUUUGAAAACCAAAACAAAGAGAAGGCAUGGAUGCUUGAAAAAGAUCAUCUGCUAGCAAAGAUCAAGCAAGAUAGGGUGCAGUAUAAAAAGAAAGCAGAGAAAAUUGGAAAAAUUGUGCCAGUUUUCCACGAGAGUCAUUGUGCCCAGAACGAGUACGUUAAGUCCCUAAAGGACAAGUUAGUACAAGAGAAAAAGCUGUCCAACAUGUACCAAGAACAGUGCAUUUCUCUGGAAGAAGAACUUGCCCAAAUUCGGGAGGAGGAGAAAGUGAGGAGAGAGAUCUUCAAGGAUCGCUCUAGCAAAAUGGGGACGCGGUUACAGAUAAUGACAAAACGCUAUGAGGCCUUGGAGCGCCGGCGUAGCUUGGAAGUAGAAGGCUUUAAGACCGACAUUAAGGUUCUGCGACAGAAGCUGAAAGACGUAGAGCAAAUGCUGUAUCAGGCAACACUUAAUACCCAGGCAAACCAGGACCUUGCCAUUCUGUGCGAGGUACGCAACAGCAACAGACGAGCACAUAGGAUACAAGGAGAGCUGAGGAGCCUCAAGUCCAAAGUGUUUGGUCUUGAGAAUGAACUAAGGCUCUGUUGAUGUCUACUUUCAGAGAAGGUCAGCUUCCUGAAGCCUGUGGCAAAUGUCAUCUGCUCCCGGAAGGAGGAGACCUUGUGUUGACCAGAGUAGUGGUUUCCAUUUUUAUGAAGGCAGGGUGAAGAAUCAGGGCACUGAAUCGCGAAACUUUGUGAUUUUCACUGUCCUGUCACCCUUGUUGGGGAUCUGGAUUAUAGCCUGGUUUACUUUGAGACUUUCCUGGAUUCUCUCUCUCCCACAUGUUGACAGGCUUUUGUUUCUCUAAAAAGACGAUGGUAACUUAGGAAGAAAGGGUUUUGCUCUCAGCUUGUCUGAGAACAGUUUUCCUAAAGAUCGCCUUCCUUCUAGGCAGGAAGGGAAGACAGCAGCAGCAGUGACACCUUGUCAGAUUGCAGUAAUUCAGCUAUGUAAUUUCAGUUAUGAGCAUGUCAAGAAUUACCAUUAGGGGGCACUAGAGACCCUGCUCUUAAGCAAAAUGGUUAUGGGGGAAAAAGGUGUGUGCCACUUUGGCAAAAAUGAA